Molecule: messenger RNA, 2798 nt
Organism: Phycodurus eques (leafy seadragon)
Lineage: Eukaryota; Metazoa; Chordata; Actinopteri; Syngnathiformes; Syngnathidae
Product: putative nuclease HARBI1
Exons: 2
Coding region: 117-1175 (352 amino acids)
Source: RefSeq, a predicted model, not a curated record
ACAACGCUCACGUCCGGAAGUCGCCGUCGCCGCCGCCAUUGUAAUCGCUAGACGAGUUGGGAGCGUCCCCAUGUGUUGUUUUGGUUCGCUUUUCAAGUUGUCGUAGAGGCGAACAGAUGUCGGACCCUCUGCCGGUGUGGUUCGCGGUGCAGGCGGAGCUCCUGGGCCACGACGAGGAGUUGGACUCGCAGUCGUCCCGGAGCUGUUUCGACUGUUACGACGACGCCACUUUGUUCGAGUUGUUCCACCUCACGCGCGCUUGCGUCGAGUUCGUCGCCGACAUCGUUCGCGUCCGCAUGAAGAAAUUCCUGCUCACCUCUCUCUCCCUGGACGCCAUGAUCAUGGUGACGCUCAACUUCUACGCGCGCGGCUCCCACUCGGCCGCCCUGAUGAAGCGCUUCAACCUGAAGACGGACUGCGAGGACAUCGUGUUCACCGUGUCCGAGGUGGUGGCCGGCAUGUCGGACCAGUUCAUCUCGUUCCCGCAGACGCGCAAGGCCAAGAUCGACAUGGCCCACAUGGUGGAGGACUUCUGCGGCAUCCCGGACGUGCUGGGCCUGCUGGCUCCGGCUCACUUCAAGAUCAGCCAAGGGGAGUUCGAGUUGUGCGUCAACUCGCUGGGCUACGCGUCCGUGGUCAGCCAGAUGAUUUGCGACCUGGACGGGAACAUCCUGAGCGUGGAGCAGUGCUGCGCGGGCGCCACAUGCGAGCAGGACCUGUGGGCCACGUCGUUCAGAGGGCGAGAGAUUGAAGAACAACUCUACGGACAAUACUGGGUGAUAGGAGGGGAAGGCUACGACUUAAGCAAACGUGUCCUGACCCCCGUGUCCGAACCCAAAGACGAAGCGCAGAGGAACUUCAACGCGGCCCACGCAAAGAUCCACGAGGUGACGCGGCACACGCUGCGCUCCCUGAAAUGGCGUUUCAGAUGCUUGACUCAUCUCGGCUUCGCGCAGCACAAGCUGACCAACGUCAUAAAGGCCUGCUGCGUCUUGCACAACAUAGCCAAGAAGUUCUCGGUCUCCCUGCCAUACGGGGAGGAGAUGUUUGUCGACACCCAGCCGAGCAACCCGCGCACGGGCUCGGCGGAGAUCUGCCCGAACGCCCUCAAAGCCAGACAGGAACUCAUCGAUUAUCACUUCACCGUUAUUCCUAUUCAAGAGGAACCAGAAUGAAAGUGACAAUGUUUGUUUUUUUUCCCCACACAGGAAGUAGGACGUUUCUUCGUUCAUGUGACACCAAAAGGAUUUCCGGCAUAGCCGUACACUCACCGGACAAUUCAUUAGGUAUAUCAAAAUCCAAUUUUUUUGAAAAUACAUCUCAUUAUCAUAAAGAUGAAAUUAUUGCAUUGGAACUCAGGUUGAUGCAAGCCAGAUCAACCAAGCGCUUUGGUAUAUCAUUAUGAUCUAUCCUAAAAUACAUUUCAUCUUUUUUUGUUUUGUUUGUUUCCCAAAGUUUCUAUUAUUGUCAAUAGAAUAUUUUUUUAAACAAGUCUUUGGUCGUCUGGAGUGUUAUUCCUAAACAAACAUAGAAACAAUUACAUCAAAGAAAAUCUAGUCAAUUGCACAGUGGAUAUACACAUUAUAUCCUUUUAUAUUAUUUAAAAACAAAUCAUGAGUUAAACUAGUUUUCUUACAGGAUAAGGGAAAACAUUUAUUUUUUUUAGUUUUGUUAACACUACAACUCCCACUGAUAAAAUUCAGCAAUGUGCAUGAGUUAGUUCUGUUUUAAUAAAGAACAAGCUAGCUAGCUAGAACAAGCGAUUCCAACUCCUCGUCUGUGCCCUUAUGAUUCAGAUUGCCGUUUUGUUACACUGUCGUAGUGCUGUUGCAUUAGCAUAAAUUAUCUCCGCAUUCUGGUAUAUGCUUUCGUCAAUCUCCUCUUGAGACUGCAGACAGUCCAUGAUACACUGGUGCAGAAAAACGUACUGGGACUGGAAAGAGACCAGAGUUAGGCGUUGGUUUGAAAAGCAGAUGUCACAUACGCCAGUGGACCCCAAAGUUUUUUUGUGAAACGGACCGCUUUCACGUAAAGGUUGGGGAACCACUGACAUAAGCUCCAGUCGAGGACAGUUAACUGGCGUUACCUCAGUCUGCACCAUGUGGGGCCGCCGCAGUCUCAUGUCGUGCACGAAGGCGUUGAUGUCAACUUUGCUGUCCAGCAGCUGCUGAAGCAGAACAUCUAAGGCUAUAAUGGUGCCCGUCCUGCCCACUCCCGCACUAAAAGACAAAAUAUGAUCAGGUGUGUCAUCAGUUCAACAUUUCCUAUUAUCUUUAUUACAUGAUGUUCCGUUUUUUUUGUUUUUUUUUUAUGGAUGCUCAGCCAUGUGUGGGGAUGUGAAAUUUAACUGUGGCCACAAUAAAAUGUACUGUACAUCGAGGGUCACCAACAAUGGUGCCGACGGGCACUAGGAAGCCCCCAACUCAAUUUAUAAAGUGCUUUAUUAACAGCCGAGGACCACAUGAGUAGUAUUGCUUUACAGUGAUUGUAAUCUUGAGUUAGUUACCAAUAUAAUUUAUCUUUGGUCAGCUAUCAAUGCCAGCUACGUUUAAAUGACAGGCAGAACAAUUACAUGCUCUUCCACUAGAUGGCACAAGGUACAAUUAACCUGUGUAUCCUCCUGUUGCCAUUAAUACAACAGAAUAGCUUUGUGUUCAAUUCAACGGGCCCAGAUUUCACACUAAGGAAAUUUGUGAGCACACUGAGAUAAGAUCAUCUUUAUUUCUGUAUGUAUAUUUUUAAUAUAUUUGUGGUGUGCUGUGGGAUUUGCCUUGGCUCAAUAAAUGUUGGAAAAUGUC